Messenger RNA from Didymodactylos carnosus, 948 nucleotides. The record is from the annotation of a GenBank genome assembly. NCBI's taxonomy places the organism in Eukaryota, Metazoa, Rotifera, Eurotatoria, Philodinida, Philodinidae.
AUGUAUGACAAAACUUGUAAUUCACUACAAUGGAAUACAACUGGUAUAACUGUAGCUGGCGGAAAUGGACAAGGUAGCAAUUCAAAUCAAUUUAAUGGUCAACGUGGGUUUGUUAUUGAUCAAAAUAAUAAUUUAUAUGUCAGCGAUUUUAACAAUCAUCGUGUACAGUACUGGGCAUAUGGGUCGACAACUGGUGUAACCGUAGCUGGUGGUCAUGGCAUAGGAAAUGCCACGAAUCAGCUAAAUCAUUCCUCAACCUUAUCGGUUGAUUCAAAUGGUAAUAUGUUUAUUGGUGAUAGUUAUAAUUUUCGUGUACAAUAUUGGUCAAAUGGUUCAACUAGUGGCCAAUCAGUUGCCGCUAAUAAUGGUUAUGGUGCUAAUUUGAAUCAGAUUAAAUAUUCUGACGGUUUAUACGUUAAUUUUGCUUCAUCAAAUGCAAUUUAUACAUCCGAUAAUGGAAACUAUAGAAUUAUGAAAUGGGCACCAAACGCAACAACAGGUAGUGUUGUAUUUGGCGGUACAACGGGUACGGGUUUGAACCAGUUGUACGGUGCAUCAACAAUUGAUUUUGAUUCGUCGGGAAAUUUAUACAUUGCUGAUAGUGGAAAUCAUCGUAUUCUUAAAUAUAAUUUUACAGGAACAUAUGCAACGUUAGUGGCAGGUACAUCAGGUACAUCUGGUAAUACGGUGACAACAUUACAGGAUCCAAGUGGUGUCUUUAUUGAUAAAAAUAACGGAAAUAUUUAUGUCAGUGAUACAAGUAAUCACCGUAUACAGUUAUUUACACAAGGUUCAACAACAGGCAUGACAAUUGCGGGUGGACAAGGAUCAGGAUCAAGUUCAAUACAAUUAAAUUCACCAUUUUUAGUUCAACUAGAUCAGUAUUAUAAUUUAUAUGUCUCCGAUUCAGGAAAUAAUCGAAUACAAAAAUAUUUAACUAUAUGUUAA